Bursaphelenchus xylophilus (pine wood nematode) is the source of this 2149-nucleotide messenger RNA. NCBI's taxonomy places the organism in Eukaryota, Metazoa, Nematoda, Chromadorea, Rhabditida, Aphelenchoididae. The record is from the annotation of a GenBank genome assembly.
AUGGCCGAAACAAUCCGGCAAUAUUGUAUACAGCUGGCCGAAGCUGAGGAGGAAGGGGAUUUUGAUAAAAUCCUUGAAAUAACCGAUACCCGUGGGUUUCUUCUUGAGUUUUUUUGUUGUUUAUGAUGUUUAGGAAAUGUGGAAGGGUUAUAGAGAAGUCUUGCCUACGUUUGGAGUUGUUCCACAUCGAUUCUUACCCAUUUCUUUUCAGUAUUGGAGUCCGAUCUUGAGCAAGCCAAAUCUCUUCCUCUUCUUCAAUGUAAAUUGACAGCUCUGCUCCAGACAGGACAAUUGGACGAAGCUCUCAAGUUUAUCAACCGUCACGGCGAGGAAAAGUUGGGGUAGGUUGAUUUUCUGGCCGAUUUUAUAUUAUACUUGCCUAGUAUAAUAUAAUUUUGAUACUAUUCCCGUAGUUUAUUUGAGAUUUCGCUAUUGAUUUGGAGUAUCUUUUAGAGACACCGUUGCCGCUCGUGCCUACAUCUAUUAUCGUCAAAACAAGAACGAUGAAGCCUUCAAAACCUUGGAGGACGCGGAUCCGGAAGAUCUGGCUGCUCUCGAGUUGAAAGGCCAGUUAUAUUAUCGGGUGGAGAAGUAUCCAGAGGCUUAUGAGAUUUACAAGUGAGUUUUUGUUGUUUUUUUCUUUUCUGCCUUUAGGUUUCGCUGCUUGAAGAUUCAAUAUGGCUAGUAUAAUAUAAAUUGACGGCAAGGUCCGAUAAAUUUGGGUAUCUCAACGAUUUUUUGCGUUGAUUACCUUGGUUUGGAUAUUAUACAGCUGAUAGAGCAAUAAAAUUUGAGAGUUUUAAAGCAGAAAUAUGGUUUUCGACCUUAUAUUAUCCAUCCUCCUUCAGAAAGCUUUGUCGGGAAGUUGGCGAUGACUACGACGAUCUUCGUCGAGCCAACAUGCUUGCUGUCCUAGCCCAAGCCCAAUGGAGUGGUCAGAAGAAAACUGAGCCCUCCACGUCGGGCGCCGACACCUACGAACAGCUCUAUAAUCUGGCCUGUCAUCAAGCUGCUUGUGAGAAGUUCGACGAUGCUCGAAAGACGUUGGACAAGGCUAUAAAACAAUGUCGUGAGCAAAUGACUGAAGAGGGAUCUACUGCGGGCGAGAUUGACGAUGAAGUGGCGGUGUUUUUGGUUCAAAAAGCCUAUAUUCUCCAUGCCACGGGUAAUGUGGCCGAAGCAAUCGACUUGUACAAGCAGGUUCAGGACUUGAAGUAAGAGUUUUUGGGGAUAAUGUGAGAGAAUUGGUCCUGUAGUAUCUAUCCAUUACAAAUUUGAGGGAUUUUUAUAAAAAAAUUUGUUAUUUUUGAGCUUCUUUUUUGCAAGGCGUCAACUUUUUUGAUGUUGUCUCUUAAAAACCCCCGUUUUUGUUCGAUUCUGGCAGAAUUAUGAGGUAUUUUGCUUUCAGACCAUCAGAUUCGAAUGUCCGCAAGGUUUUGGCCGCAAAUUUGGCCCCGUUCAAGAACAAAUAUUUGCUCAGGAGAGCUCUGAAGAAAGAAGGCAUCGAUAAGGUCGAACAUCAGGUAAGAAACCUCCAAAAUUUCCUUUUUUUCUUCGAAUCAGGUAUUUGAAUCAAUUUUAAAAGUUGGCCGGGUCUUUUACCUAUAAUUUGAAUCGCAAUUCACCCCUCAAUUCCAGGAAAUUGUCACCGGGAAGCUCCGAAAACGCAAGAGAAAGGUCAAAUUGCCCAAAAAUUAUGAUCCCAAUGCCACACCGGACCCGGAAAGAUGGAUCCCGAAGACCGAGAGGUCCACGUUCAAGUCCAAGAAGGUCCACAAAAAGUUCAAGGACCGUGAUGUGGGCAGAGGAACUCAGGGAGCCUCGAAUGUCAACACCGCCAAUAUGUAAGAUUUUUGAUUUUUUUUUUGUUGAAUUUUAGGUACAAAAAAGAGGUAGAACUUUGACCCAAAGCUUCCAAAGACUCUAUUUCACGUUUUGAGACAAAAUUCUGCCAUUUUGAUACAUUUUUUCCCAAGUAUAAGAUCAAAACUAUAUUAUCCAUGAGGACAAAAAAUUUGAUUCCGUAUUUUACCAACAUAUUUUUAGCGAUUACACGACUGGUGGUCCCAAAGAGUCUCCGAAGCCUUCGCCAUCACCGGCCCAGCCCGGACCUCGGAAACAACAGAAGGGAAAAAAGAAGAAGCGUUAA